This is a messenger RNA of Schizosaccharomyces cryophilus OY26, 1266 nucleotides long. Its product is annotated as 60S acidic ribosomal protein Rpp1-3. Gene Ontology annotation, cellular component: ribosome; cytosolic large ribosomal subunit. Lineage: Eukaryota; Fungi; Ascomycota; Schizosaccharomycetes; Schizosaccharomycetales; Schizosaccharomycetaceae. The record is from RefSeq and is a predicted model, not a curated record. Gene Ontology annotation, molecular function: protein kinase activator activity; ribonucleoprotein complex binding; structural constituent of ribosome. The transcript is spliced from 2 exons. Bases 548 to 1057 code for a protein of 169 amino acids. Gene Ontology annotation, biological process: cytoplasmic translation; translational elongation.
UAAAUGUUUCUGUUAUGUCAGUGAGACAGCUUCAGCAACAAACUUCAUUUCUCCAACAAUUAAGCAAAAAUCUUACCAAUACAAUUUCAGUGUUGCCAUCAGAAGCAGCAAUCCAAAUAUUAGGGCUGAUUGUCGCCAUAUUGGUAAUUGGUAAGUUUUCAAAAGGAUUGUUUCUAUGUCGAAUUGAUUGACUAUCACUCCAAAGCAAAGUUCAUAAAGGAUCGAUAUUUGAAUUUAAAAUAAAAAAAGGAAAUACAUAAGAAGAACAAUAGAUUCCGGUAGUCAAUUUUUCAUACAGCUGUUGCGUCUGGCCGUCUCAACACGGAUUGAACCUUUUCCUUUCGUCUGACCAGAACCAGUCCAUCUUGUCGUUCAUUCUUUAGAUUUGAUACUUUUUCAUUUCUUCAUUCUUCAAUACUUUCACUUCUGAUGAUAUAAAUCUUCAACUUUUUCUUCCGGUACUUGUUAAGUCAUGGUCCUAAAGAACCAACCUCAGUUUAUUGUCAAUAGUAGUUAAAAAACUAUUCCGUAGUAUAUCCAAUUCCUAAUGAGGCCUUCCUUCAAAACAAAUAUUCAUUUUUGUUUACAUUACCAUAUAACACACUCGAACGAUAGGCAACGAAAAAGUAUAAUUCAACAGUCACACAAAAUUUGGGCCAAACCAAUUUUGCGUGAGAUUGACAAGCUCUUGCAACCAUUCUUCUUCACAACAAAACACGAAAAGGCAAUUAAAAUGUCUGCCUCUGAACUCGCUACCAGUUACGCCGCUCUCAUUUUGGCCGACGAGGGAAUUGAAAUCACCUCUGACAAGCUUUUGGCUUUGACCAAGGCUGGUAAUGUUGAAGUUGAACCCAUCUGGGCUAGCAUCUUUGCUAAGGCUCUUGAAGGCAAGGACCUUAAGGAACUCCUUUUGAACAUUGGCUCUGGUGCCGCUGCUGGCCCUGUUGCUGCUGGUGCCCCUGCUGCCGCUGGCGAAGCUCCUGCUGAAGAAAAGAAGGAGGAACCCAAGGUUGAGGAAGAAUCUGACGAAGACAUGGGCUUCGGUUUGUUCGACUAAACGCAAAAUAUAUGAUUUUUUUAGUCUUGUAUUAAUUUAAGCACUUUUCUUUUUUAGCCAUACUGAGUUUUCCUAUGUUCGUUUGAUCUCCUGUAGUACUCUUGUUAAAUAUCUUUCCUGUCACCAAAACGUAGUUCAUUUUCAGCUUUCACGGGCUUUAGUUUCACUAUAUUGGAUAUAUCAUUUAAUUCAGUCGUUUUCAUCAUCAC